Messenger RNA from Glossina fuscipes, 895 nucleotides. Its product is annotated as innexin inx1-like. The transcript has 4 exons. Gene Ontology annotation, molecular function: gap junction channel activity. The coding region runs from base 185 to 853 and encodes 222 amino acids. NCBI's taxonomy places the organism in Eukaryota, Metazoa, Arthropoda, Insecta, Diptera, Glossinidae. Gene Ontology annotation, cellular component: plasma membrane; gap junction. The record is from RefSeq and is a predicted model, not a curated record.
UUUGGUUUUCUUACUCUUUUAGGUUGGUCGUGAAGUAGCACAUCCUGGUGUAGCUAAUGAUUUCGACGAAGAAGAUGCCAAAAAAUAUUAUACCUACUAUCAAUGGGUUUGCUUUGUACUCUUCUUCCAGGCUAUAGCUUGUUAUACGCCGAAAUUUCUCUGGGAUAAAUUUGAAGGCGGUCUGAUGCGUAUGAUCGUUAUGGGUCUCAAUAUAACAAUUUGUACAACAGAAGAGAAAUAUGCCAAGAAAGAAGCUCUACUGGAUUACCUAAGUAAACAUAUUAAGCGUCAUAAAAUGUAUGCUUUACGGUACUGGUUAUGCGAGGUGUUAUGCUUCGUUAACAUUAUCGUGCAAAUGUAUAUAAUGAAUCGUUUCUUCGAUGGCGAAUUCUUAUCAUACGGUACCCGUAUUAUGCAAUUAUCCGAUGUGCCACAGGAGCAGCGUUUCGAUCCAAUGGUUUACGUGUUUCCACGUGUCACUAAGUGCAUCUUUCAUAAAUAUGGCUCAUCCGGUUCACUGCAAAAACACGAUUCCCUAUGUAUACUGCCGUUAAAUAUUGUCAAUGAGAAAACUUAUGUCUUUAUAUGGUUUUGGUAUAUGAUAUUAUUAUUCUUAUUGGCGGGAUUAAUCAUUUUCCGAGCUGUUAUUAUUUUAUUGCCCAAUUUUCGGCCACGUUUAUUACAUGCUCGUAAUCGUAUGAUAAGCUUGGAGACUUGCCGCAUCUUAUCGGAAAGACUAGAUAUCGGUGAUUGGUGGCUAAUUUAUAUGUUGGGCUGCAAUCUUGAUCCUAUGAUUUACAAAGAGGUUAUGAAUGAAUUCUCCAAAGAUUUGGAACCAUCUGCUAAUAAAUAAUACCUACAACUAUAGUCCCUAUCCCUUCCAAAAAGCAAAAAA